AUGUCCUCGUCCAUCUCCGUCCCCCGAUCACCUCCUUCGCCGGCGAGCGUACCUACCGCUCAUAAAAAGGUCAAGCUGGCCACUAUCGACGGUGACUUUGCCGAGCCCGUACAACAAGCGUCUGGAUCUGGGUCCGGGUCUGGUAGCAACCCGACCGCUGCUGAUGGAAAGGUUGACAACCGCAAGAAGAACGGCAAGAAAGAAUCGAAGCAGAGGUCGAGGAGGGCUCCCCCGAUCGACGAGGUGCUCCUACACGACCUCUUGUCGACCUUGGGAUGGAGCGAGUUGCCGAAACCGAGUGAUCCUCCCUCAGAGGCACAGACGCUCGGACAGCGAUUAUGGCCCAAGACGGCUCCGGCGUGGAAGAGCUCGCGAGGGGGGAAGAAAGCUGUCGAGCCGGUAGCGGCAGAGGAGAACGAGAACAAGGUCGAACAACCAGCCUCCUCCAACGAUUGGGGCUUCACCGAAGCUGAAUUCACCGUCGUCGCUUUGACUUCUCACGGGGAUGGAAUCGCGGUCUACCCCGUCGCCCCCGAGAAACCGCAGUGGGCGAUCAUCAUGCCGUUCACCUUGCCAGGCGACGUGGUCAGAGCCAAGGUGACUCGUCACCAGCACUACCAUUCCUUCGCCGACCCGCUGAAGAUCAUCUCUUCGAACCCCUCGGCAUCCACCUUUCCCAUCCAAACCACUCGGGACGACUCAUUGGUAGGCUGCAAGUAUUUCGGGACGUGUGCUGGGUGUCAAUACCAGUCCCUACCGUACGAGCAACAACUCGCGCUCAAACGUCACGUCCUCGUCAAGGCCAUGAAGAACUUUGCCAACCUGCCAUCCGAACAGAUCCCCGAGGUCAAGGAGACGAUCCCUUCCCCGAAACAGUACAACUACCGGACAAAGAUCACCCCGCAUUUCGAACUCCCGAAAGCGUUGCAGACAGGGAAAAAGGGCAGACAGGCGUUGAACGGGGCCAAGAAGAAUAACGCUGCGUCGGCUGCGGAAGCUCAAGCUCAGGAGGAACAGGCUAGCAAUGAGCAGAACGAGAUUUCAGCCGAGCUCGAUACGCCCAUCGGGUUCGAGGGGAAAUGUAAACCCGGGAUCCUCGAUAUCGAAGUCUGCCCGAUCGCGACCGAGGCCAUCAUGAACGCCAUGCCUGCAGCACGAGCUGCGGUCAAGCAGAACAUACGGUCGUACAAACGGGGAGCGACGUUGUUGCUGCGAGAUUCGCUCGUCCCCGAAGUCUCUGCUGGCGGGUCGAGCGAGACGGAGCAGAAGGAGGCGGAGAAGGUUGACCCGGUGGUGGAUGUUCCGGCUGGUGUGAUGGACGAGGAGGAGCAAGGGAUGAACGAGGGAUCGACGCCCGAGGUCGCCAUCGCUACCAGACGGUCGUCCAAGGGCAAGACCAUCGAUCUCGGUUUGAGCACCGACGUCAAGCUCAAAUCCCCGGAAGAACAUGUCUGUGUCUCGGUGCAUAGCCAUACUGUGACAGAGCGGGUUGGAGAUAUCAUCUUCCAGUUCCCCGCAGGUUCCUUUUUCCAGAACAACGCCUCGAUCUUGGGCCCCUUGACCUCAUUCGCGCGGGAUCAAAUCGACAAGGAUUCGGAUGAGAAGAAGGAGUCUUACCUGGUCGACGCUUACUGUGGGAGCGGACUUUUCAGCUUGACGCUGGCAGAGCAUUUCACCCAAGUCUGCGGGAUCGAGAUCGAUCCCAACUCGAUCGCUUAUGCUCGUCAUAACGCCCUUGUCAACAAGAUUUCCAAUGCCACCUUCCACGCGGGCGCUUCCGAGUCACUGUUCGACACGGUCACCCAAUCCCUCGCCUGGCCUGGAGACAAGACUACCCUGAUCGUCGACCCGCCUCGAAAAGGAUGUGACGAAGGCUUCCUGGGCCAGGUCGUCAAGUUCAACCCCAAGCGGAUCGUCUAUGUCAGCUGCAACGUGCACACCAUGGCCAGGGAUGUCGGGCAGUUGGUCAGGAACAGCAACGCCGGGGGCGCCAAGGGGUACAAGAUCGACAGUCUAGGCGCGAUCGACUUGUUCCCUCAGACGCAUCAUACGGAAGGUCUUUGCGUGUUGACCAGGGAGGUGUGA
Filobasidium floriforme is the source of this 2085-nucleotide messenger RNA. Its product is annotated as S-adenosyl-L-methionine-dependent methyltransferase. The record is from RefSeq and is a predicted model, not a curated record. Gene Ontology annotation, biological process: tRNA processing. NCBI's taxonomy places the organism in Eukaryota, Fungi, Basidiomycota, Tremellomycetes, Filobasidiales, Filobasidiaceae. Gene Ontology annotation, molecular function: tRNA (uracil(54)-C5)-methyltransferase activity, S-adenosyl methionine-dependent. The coding region runs from base 1 to 2085 and encodes 694 amino acids. The transcript has 3 exons.